This is a messenger RNA of Mustela erminea (ermine), 3896 nucleotides long. RefSeq names its product homeostatic iron regulator (gene HFE). Gene Ontology annotation, molecular function: transferrin receptor binding. Lineage: Eukaryota; Metazoa; Chordata; Mammalia; Carnivora; Mustelidae. The coding region runs from base 650 to 1873 and encodes 407 amino acids. The transcript has 5 exons. The record is from RefSeq and is a predicted model, not a curated record. Gene Ontology annotation, biological process: positive regulation of T cell mediated cytotoxicity; antigen processing and presentation of endogenous peptide antigen via MHC class I via ER pathway, TAP-independent; regulation of iron ion transport. Gene Ontology annotation, cellular component: external side of plasma membrane.
AUCUGGCACUGUGUGAGAGAAAGAGAAAAGUCAAAGGCGACUCUGUGAUUUAAAAUUAUUUUAGAUGUGUCAUUGGCCUGAGCUGUGGGGUGAUAGGUGAUGCCAUUUCUGAGAUGGUGAAGGCAGAAGAGAGAGCAGCUUGGGGGAAAUCAAGAGUUAGACUGAAGUUGGAUUUUUCCAAUUAGUUAUCCAACCGGUGGUGUCCUGUUGGCAGUUGGGUGUAAGAAUCUGGAGUUCAGGGCCAGAGAUAAACAGCAAGGAGUUAUCAUCGAUUCAUCUAACAAGGAUGUACCGAGCCCCGAGUACAUGCCAGGCACUGUUCUAGGUAUUAGGCGUUCAUCCCAGAGUCCCUCUUUCCACAGCGGAAGGAAGGGAAACUCUCUCUUGCCCUUCUGGGUCUUCUUCCUUUUGCUCUGAAAGUAUCCUAGUGACGCAUCAGCAGAUUUGCCAGCAUUUCACAGCAAACACUUACACAGGAACGAAUUUAGAGAUGGGAAUUAUGAAAAAACAAACAAACAAACAACAACCCAGCAGUGAAUUCCUCCGCACGUGGAUCUAAUUCCCCGUGAGCGCCCAGAGCUCGGCUGCCCCAGCUAGAGACCCUUUGGGAUCUUAGAGAGUUGGUGGGCUGCAGGGGAGAUUGCCCUAAAUGUGGGAAUGGGGCAGAGGCUGGGAGCUCCAAGAGGGUGGUGGCAGCCCCCCCAUCCACACCCCCCCCCCGCCCCCGCCGGGGAAGGGAGAGCACCCAGGCUGGGGGGUUGCUGAGAGGCCCUGCAGCUCACGUGUGGUGGGUGGGCCCAGAAGGAGCAGAGGUGCGGCCCUGCUGCCUCCCAGUCCCUUUCCCAGCCCACAGAGAUGUCCUCUUGCCUUCUCCCCAGGAUCCCAUUCUCUGCGCUACCUCUUCAUGGGCGCCUCAGUGCCGGAUCUCGGGCUGCCCCUGUUUGAGGCCUUGGGCUACGUGGACGACCAGCUGUUUGUGUCCUACAGUCACGAGAGUCGCCGUGCAGAGCCCCGCGCCCAGUGGGUCCAGGGUGGGGCCACUAGCCAGCUGUGGCUGCAGCUGAGUCAGAGCCUGAAAGGCUGGGAUCACAUGUUCAUUGUGGACUUCUGGACUAUCAUGGACAAUCACAACCACAGCAAGGUAACGAAGCUCGGGGUGCUGUCAGAGUCCCACACCCUGCAAGUGAUCCUGGGCUGUGAGGUACAAGAGGACAACAGCACCAGGGGGUUCUGGAAGUAUGGGUACGACGGGCAGAACCAUCUGGAAUUCUGCCCCGAGACACUGGACUGGAGAGCAGCAGAGCCUAAGGCCCAGGCCACCAAGCUGGAAUGGGAAGUGAACAAGAUUCGGGCCAAACAGAACAGGGCCUUCCUGGAGAGGGACUGCCCCGAGCAGCUGCAACGCUUGCUGGAGCUGGGGAGAGGGGUCCUGGACCGGCGAGUGCCCCCUCUGGUGAAGGUGACUCAGCGCGUGGCCUCGGCUGUGAGCACCCUGCGGUGUCAGGCCCUGAACUUCUACCCCCAGAACAUCACCAUGAAGUGGCUGAAGGACGGGCAGCCACUGGAUGCCGCGGACGUUGAGCCGAAGGAUGUGCUGCCCAACGGGGAUGGGACCUACCAGGGCUGGGCAGCGUUGGCCGUGGCCCCUGGGGAAGAACAGAGAUACACCUGCCAAGUGGAGCACCCCGGCCUGGAUCAGCCCCUCACUGCCGCCUGGGAGGCCCCGAUGUCUGGCACCCUGGUCAUUGGAGUCGUCAGUGGGAUCGCUGUUUGCAUCAUCCUCCUUUUUAUUGGAAUUCUGUUCAGAAUCUUAAGGAAAAGACAGGCUUCAAGAGGAGCCAUGGGGGACUAUGUCUUGGCCGAAUGUAAAUGACGGACAGCCUGCGACCCCUUGUGGGGAGGAGACGUGGAGACUCAAAGAGAGGGCACCGCUGUGGCCCUCUUGGUGUUCCAGAGCAGGACUGGACUGAAUGAAUGGGAACUGCACCAGGAAAUCUCUGCUUGCGUCCUGACUUCUUCAUUUUUGGAAAGUUCCUCCCAUUUCAGUUUUUGAGUUCCCGCGUGCCAAAGAGCCCCAGCGCUGGCCGCGGGACAGAACAGGCUCCCUUGAACCACCAGUUGCCUCUAGAGCCUGCCUUCACUUCUGCAUCACUUCCAACUCCACGUGCCCAAGUCAUCUCAUCUCCUACCUCUGGAAUAGCGCUCCUGAAAUCUGGGGGGCACACGGUUCCUUUCAACAUCUGAGAAAAACAAUGAACUUUCUCCUUGGGACAGAACACUCUCAUGCCCUUACCAGAAUUUUGCACAUACAUUCAGGCAUUUCCUAGGCCCAUCCGAGUUUCCUUUUGGUCCCCUCUCUCUCUGUUGUCCAGUAAUUCACCUGUCACCAAGCCCUCUGGUCUCUUCCAUCAGAGGGUGAAGUGGGUCAGUGUGCAGCGGCAAAGGCCGUGCACUGCACAACCCAAGGAGGCACCUUUCCCAGAAAAGCCAUUGUGGAUGCCUCUGUUUAUUUAUGAUAGUUUUCCAGAAAGGGGUUGGGAAAUGUCUUGAAAGGGGUAUCUUUUUCUAUUUGGUAGCAAGUUGUCACAGAUUCACACAAACUCAUGAUUUACAUUAAUGCAUUCAUAGCGCCUCUCUGGUGUGCCAGGCUUGACGUAAUGCAGUCAUUUCCUACCCUGGUCUCUGCUAUUGAAAGGACAAUGAAAAUGAUCCUAAGAAUGAUAACGGUAGUGAUAAGGGGGCUGACACUUACAUAUAUAUUUUUUUAAAAAGGCAUUUUACUUGCCUUUUUAAGCACCCACUUGCCUUCUGAGCACCCACUUACCGUAUAAUUCUCACAAUAAUGCUCUGAUGUAAGUACUGUUAUCCUCGUCCUUUCUUUAGGUGAACAAAAUGAGGUAAACAGUAGCUCACAGCCUGCCAAGGCUAGAGACGGGUCUGUAGCUCGGUCAGUCUGACUCUGACCCAUCUCACACGCCUGCGCAAUGUUUUAGCUGUGCCAAGAAAUGGAGAAGGGAGGGGCACGGCUCUUCCGUGGCCCCAGUGUCUUUAUUUUGCCCGAGCUUGACCAAAACGAAGGGAAAUAGUAGAAAAUAAUCUUCACCAUUUCCUUUCAAAGUCUCUGGGCAAAGAAGUCCAGCGUGUGGCUGGUUUCCUCUGCUGCCAGCCCGGGGCCGCUCUGUCCCGUGCGUCUCUGGCGCCCCCGGGUCACGACGGGGAUCGGUGCUGUGCUGCGGCUAAGCUGGACCGCACGGUGUUUUCGUUCCGCCUGCGCCUCCAGAGUCACAAUCCUGCUGGCAUUUCCCUCCAGGAACCAGAGUGACAUCUCUCAUAUUAAAGAGGGCAAAACAGACGCCACAGUGUGGCCUGGGGGUACCCUGGCAUAUUCCUGGGGUUCCAGGAAGUCUGUCUCUCUUCCCCAAUUGUGCACAUUAAGAAAAGAAACUCAUCUCACCAAGCUGCUCAGGAAUUACUCUUCUGGGAAAGUAAUCCAUCUGACGGUGUUCAAAAGAAAGUGACAUGAUGCCCAGAUGGCACGGGACUCCUUUCUGCUGCUAUGUACAUUCGGCCGCAAACAGUGCAACAGGCAUUCUGUCUCUGCGGCAGGUGCCUCGGAAGUCCAAAUAUAGCUCAACGGUUUGGUAGGUAUUGAAUUUGGGCAAAGAGAGCUCAACGAUUUUUUUUAAACUUUUCUUUUUUCCUGGUUACAGAAGUUAAGUGGAUAAAAGUACAUCUAAUUUGGGCUUAUUGUCAAAAAGUUGAAAAUGAGUUCAAUUGAAACUCUCAUUCCAAUUAGCUAGUGAUAAACGAUCUGUGUAUCUCUUCUCAGUUUUGCUAUAUUAACACAUAAGAUCAACAUAUACACUUUAAUAAACAUACAAUUAGUGUGUUGCAAA